Molecule: messenger RNA, 543 nt
Organism: Cololabis saira (Pacific saury)
Lineage: Eukaryota; Metazoa; Chordata; Actinopteri; Beloniformes; Belonidae
Product: interferon a3-like
Exons: 5
Coding region: 1-543 (180 amino acids)
Biological process (GO): response to exogenous dsRNA; defense response
Cellular component (GO): extracellular region
Molecular function (GO): cytokine receptor binding
Source: RefSeq, a predicted model, not a curated record
AUGCUCACCAGGGUUUUCUGUGCUCUCCUGCUUCUGUGUCUGUACAGUUCAGGCUCCUCUCUGAGCUGCAGAUGGAUCGAUCAUAAAUUCAGAGACUACAGUGAGAACUCCCUGGAUCUCCUGGAGAUGAUGGCUGACCAUGACACCACUGAGGAUGCAGGGGAGAACACCGUGGCCUUCCCUCAUCAUCUGUACAACCAGGCCUCCAGAGCAUCAGCUGAGGAUAAAGUGGCGUUCACAGUUCAGGUCCUGAGGGAGGUGUGUGCCCUGUUUGAGGAGGAUGACAGCUCUUCAUCAUGGCAGGAGAGAACGCUGGAGAACUUUCUCAACGUUGUGAACAGACAGGCAGAUGAGCUUCACUCCUGUAUUGGAAGUCACAAGAAGAGAAACAGGAGGCUGCACAUGUUUUUCAAGAGACUCUCACACAAUGUCCUUGGACAAAUGGGCCACAGUGCUCGAGCGUGGGAGCUGAUCAGGCAGGAAGUCAAAGCUCAUCUCCUGGCCGCAGACCAGCUGGUUGCAUCUGUGCUCACCUCCAACUGA